AUGGAGAAACCUGAAUCGUGCAGCACGUCGCUGUACAGACGCAGAGACCAAACGGAGACGCAGAACAAGGAGUUGAACGAAAAAGGGUACUGUGUGGACGAAUCGACACAGGAGACGCCACUCCAAGUGAGCGGAGAUGGCUCAAGCUCGUCGGGCUACGACGCCUUUGGCCACGAGGAUGUAGAUGCAUUCCCGGAUGGCGGAUGGGAGGCGUGGUCGGUGGUGUUCGGGACGGUGUUCGGGUUGAUGACGGUGUUCGGGGUGAUGGACACGAUGUCGUCGAUCCAGCUCUACAUCUCGAAGCACCAGCUUGCUGACGUGAAGAUCAGCUCGGUGUCGUGGAUAUUUUCGCUCUACAUGUUCACCAACUUGUCGAUGGGUAUCGUUGUGGGGCCGAUCUUCGACAUCUACGGCGUGCGAGGCAUCUUGAUUGUCGGGUCGGUACUGAACUGCGGCGGGCUUUAUGCGACAGCGUUCAGCAAGGAGCUCUGGCAGUUUGUGCUCAGCUUUGGCAUCUGCACGGGUAUUGGCUCAGGCCUCAUGUUGUCGCCGCUUGUGGGGGUUGUGAGUCACUGGUUCUUGCGGAAGAGAGGGCGGGCCAACGGGGUCUCCGAGUGUGGAUGCAUCUCGGGCGUGUUCUUCCCGAUCAUGCUCCGCUCGCUCUACCCUUCUAUCGGCUUCACAAAGAGCAUAGUCAUCCUUGCCAGCAUCUGCGUCUUCUUGUGCAUCCUCACGAUCCUCAUGGUGAAAGACCGCUCGGACGUGUUGCAUGCAGACAGCGCCGACUUGAACAAGAAACAGCGUUUGCUUGAUGCGUACAAGCACAUGGUCAACUUCCAGAACUUCAAGGAGAAACGGUACCUAUUCUUGGUGUUGGGUAUGUUCUUCAACGAGUUCUCCAUCAUCUUGACCGUCACGUACAUCGCCACGUACGCCACCGCCCGCGGGUUGUCCGAGUCGACGGGCUACCUCAUCGUCACCGUCAUGAACGCCAGCGGCAUCUUGGGCAAGAUUAUCCCCACCUUCAUGUGCGACUUCCUCGGUCGCUUUAACGUCAUGCUCAUGAUCGCCUGCAUGAUGGUUAUCUCGCUCUUCGCUAUCUGGCUCCCCUACUACAACAUCGUCGGCUACUACAUGUUUGCCGGCGUCUACGGCUUUGCUUUCGGCGCUGCCUACGCUUUGACUCCCGUCUUGAUAGCCCAGAUCUCUAAGACCAGGGAGUUUGGCUCCCGGUACGCCACCGCCUACUUCAUCGUCUCCUUCGGGAACUUGAUCUCUAUGCCCAUCGGAUCCCAGUUCAUCAACAAAGAAAGUGUCUCCAACUACAAUCACAUGAUCAUCUUUGCCGCCUGCUCCAUGGUAGUCGCCACCUUCUUCUUUUUUGUCAGCAGAUCCUGCAUCGUUGGCUUAAAACUCAAAUGCUUCGUCUAG
Pichia membranifaciens NRRL Y-2026 is the source of this 1431-nucleotide messenger RNA. RefSeq lists its product as hypothetical. Gene Ontology annotation, biological process: transmembrane transport. The coding region runs from base 1 to 1431 and encodes 476 amino acids. The transcript has a single exon. Lineage: Eukaryota; Fungi; Ascomycota; Pichiomycetes; Pichiales; Pichiaceae. Gene Ontology annotation, molecular function: transmembrane transporter activity. The record is from RefSeq and is a predicted model, not a curated record. Gene Ontology annotation, cellular component: fungal-type vacuole membrane.